UCACAAACGGGUCUGUCCGAGGCUCAGUUAUGCCACCGGGUUGCAAAUCGCAAUAUCCUAUCCGGUGCAAGAUAGUGAACAUAGCACCAGUAUGUUAACUUGCGCACUUCCAAAUUUCCACUGAACAAAACCCAAUUCUCGAAACACCCCAUUUGGGCAUGGCUUCUCCUUCUCCGGUCUCUGCUGUGUGCGUCCAAGGCUCCCCUGAUGCUCUUAAAGGUUCUACUGAUUAACUGUUAUCUGAAACUACUUUUAUCGUUUUGUUUUCGCGGGAAGGACUUCAAUGCGGUUUCGUUUCCAUAUCUAGGGUUUUAGUUUCGUGUUGCUGCCUCCUUGUUCAAUCCUGCGUUUAUGACUCACCUAGAUUUUUAACUGUAUUUGGUUAUGAUUCUGUAUCCUGUUCGGCUAUGAAGAAUGUGGAAAUAGCCCAAUGGCUCAAGGGGCUACCACUGGCGCCCGAAUUUCGCCCCACAGAUACUGAAUUUUCUGAUCCUAUUGCCUACAUUUCUAAAAUCGAGAAAGAAGCUAGCUCUUUCGGUAUAUGUAAAGUGAUUCCUCCGUUCUCUAAGCCUUCUAAGAAAUAUGUGCUCCAUAAUUUGAAUAAGUCGCUCACAAAGUGUCCAGAGUUGGGUUUAGAUGUAAAGGCUUGUUCUGAUAAAGGGAAUGGACAAUUUGGGGAGUCUAGGGCAGUGUUUACUACCAGAUGUCAGGAAUUGGGCCAGAGUGAGAAGAAGAAGAAGAUGAAUAUGAAGGGGAUGUCAGGGAGUCUGUCAUUUGGAGCUCAGAAGAAGGUUUGGCAAAGUGGAGAAGUUUAUACACUGGAAAAGUUUGAAGCAAAAUCAAAGUCUUUUGCUAGGAAACAAUUAGGCACAGUUAAAGACGUUUCACCAUUAGUUGUUGAGACAAUGUUUUGGAAGGCAGUUUCUCAGAAGUCAGUUUAUGUGGAGUAUGCUAAUGACGUGCCAGGUUCAGGUUUUGGCGAGCCUGAAGGAAUUUCCAAUAUUUACAGGAAAAAGAGGAGGAGGAGGAAGAGGGAAGUGUUUGAUCGAAGCCACACAAAAACUUGCGAUAACAAGAAAGGUCUUCUUGAUAGUACUAGUAUCGAUAAACAGUCAUUUUGUGUUAGUCCUGAUAUAUGUAAAGUCUCAUCGUCUGAUUACUCCGCAUCUUCCCAACCUAAUGGUUUGCGUGAUAGUAAUGAUGUGGAGGGCAGUGCUGGAUGGAAACUAUCAAACAGUCCAUGGAAUUUACAAGUCAUAGCUAGGUCACCUGGAUCACUAACCCGCUACAUGCCGGAUGAUAUUCCCGGUGUUACGUCUCCUAUGGUCUACAUUGGUAUGUUGUUCAGCUGGUUUGCAUGGCAUGUUGAAGAUCAUGAGCUUCACAGCUUGAAUUUCCUUCACACGGGAUCCCCAAAAACUUGGUAUGCAGUGCCGGGUGACUAUGCAUCAAAGUUUGAAGAAGUUGUGCGAGUUCAGGCUUAUGGAGACAGUACUGAUCCAUUAGGCCGCAACACGACAUGUUUUCAUCAGUUUGCUUGGUAAUCUGCAGCUGCUCUUACUCUAUUGGGUGAGAAGACUACUCUUCUAUCACCUGAAGUAAUUGUUUCAUCAGGCAUACCCUGUUGCAGGUUAGUGCAGUACCCUGGCGAGUUUGUGGUCACUUUUCCAAGAGCAUACCAUGUAGGGUUCAGUCAUGGUUUCAAUUGUGGAGAGGCUGCUAACUUUGGAACUCCUCAGUGGCUCACAGUAGCUAAAGAUGCUGCAGUUCGUCGAGCAGCCAUGAAUUAUCUUCCCAUGCUUUCUCAUCAGCAGUUGCUAUACCUGUUGACCAUGUCUUUUGUUUCAAGAGUGCCAAAGUCAUUGCUACCUGGGAUGCGAAGCUCUCGCUUGAAAGAUCGUCAGAAGGAAGAAAGAGAGACUUUGGUGAAGAAAGCAUUUGUGGGAGAUGUCCUAAAGGAGAAUGAGUUAGUAACCAUUUUACUACAGAAAAAUUCCUCUUACCAAGCAGUGUUGUGGGAUGUGGAUAUGUUGCCAUCUGCAAGUGAACGAUUUGAGUCGCAAAAGUGUGUCGGUACUGAUUUAACAAAGAAGUGUAGUGAUCAAAAUGAUAACAAGUACAACAGCCAGGAUAUUUUAAACAAAAUGAACUCAUAUUUGGAAAAUUCGAGUGAUUUAUGUGCGGAAGAUGAGGAUUUAUCAAAUGAAUUUCAAAUUGAUACUGGAGCGUUGCCUUGUAUAGCUUGUGGGAUACUGGGUUUUCCUUUUAUGGCUGUUGUACAACCAUCAGAGAAAUCAAUAAAGAACUUCUACUCAGAGGAUUUUCAUACAAUACAAUGCAUGGGAGAGCUGAAAUCUUUUGAACGGCGUUCCCAUUCGCAACGGGAUAGCAUAGUAUUUGGCGAUGUUGCAGACAGGUCAAUGCCACCUGAAAGGCUUCUCCUUCACCCUAAACGAGUGUCUUGUGCUGAAUCAGGAGAACCUACUGCAUCUCAAAUGAAGGGUCAACUCCCAUUAGCUGGCCCUUUAUCUGCAAGUAAUCCAUCUGUCGACCUUGAAGACAAAUGGGAUACAUAUAAUACAUUUUUAAGGCCACAAAUACUUUGCAUUGAACACGCGAUUCAAACUGAAGAGUUGUUGCAUAGAAGGGGCGGGGCAAAAAUUCUUGUUAUGUGCCAUUCAGACUUUCAGAAAAUAAGGGCUUAUGCUACAUUUAUCGCAGAGGAAACAGACACCACAUUUGUCUAUAACGAGAUUGUCUUAGAUAAUGCAUCUAAGGAACAUCUUCAGUUGAUAGAUCUUGCAAUUGAAGAUGGAAACCGUGAAUGUGCUGAAGACUGGACAUCAACACUACAUAUCAAUUUACUGCAUUCUAUGAAGAAGUUGAGUAAAAACAACAGUGAAACAGCUAAGAAGUUAGAGUAUGCGCUGAUUUUGAGUAGGCUAUUCCCCGACACAACAACCUCCAGUACGAAGUGUUUGGGUUACAAAUGGGAAUCCAGAAAAGUACGCUCUAAGAGAAGAUCAAAUUCCAAACCAGCAAAUAAAAUAUGUGUGCCUUCAAAAUUUGAGGAGAAAUGUUUGGAAUCAAAAUUAGACAAUACUCGAGCAUCCAGAGAAGAAACAAUAGCUGUCCAGUAUACUAGGAAAAGAUACAAGUUAAAACCACGCGCUUCUGUAGAAAGUGAUAUUUUCAUUCCUCAUGAGAUCUCCAAUGCUAAUGAAAAACUGGAGAAUCUCAUUCCUCAGAUGCUGGCAAUGGAGGACCAAAGCAGAAAUUCACACAGAAAUGAUUCACCCGAUGUUACCAGUUAUGUGAAAAGCCCAUGUGAAGGACUAAGGCCAAGGGCAGCCAAGAAAGAGACAUCAGCGUGUGCAAGUGAUAAUAAUACUAAGAAUUAUUUCCAGGAUCAAAGGAAUGGAGGACCCUCACACAGGUGUUACAUUGAAGGGUGCAAAAUGAGUUUCAAGACAAAGAGAGAGCUGUCCCUUCACAAACGUAAUCGGUGUCCAGUCAAUGGUUGCGGGAAGAAGUUUAACUGUCACAGAUAUGCCGUACGUCAUCAACGUGUCCAUGAAGAAGAUAGGCCCCUGAAAUGUUCAUGGAAAGGUUGCAGCAUGUCUUUUAAGUGGAGUUGGGCAAGGACUGAACAUUUGCGUGUUCACACUGGGGAACGACCUUACAAAUGCAAGUUUGAAGGAUGUGGCCUCUCUUUCAGGUUUGUGUCAGAUUUUAGCAGGCAUAGGCGUAAAAUGGGACAUCAUAGCAGCUAAUUAAUCCACUACGUCAAAAGAAUGGUUUUGUCUCAAUAGGUUGGUUUGGUAUAAGUUCGCUACCCUCCAUUUCCAAAGAAAGGGUGGGUCGCCUUAUUGUGAAACCUCUGUAGGUUUUGAUAUGUACCAGACUGAUUAUAGUUUGAUUUCUUUAGGAUGGUUCAUCUUUGUAAGAAGAUUGAUCGUAUUCCUACUUGGGUACUAUUGUCUUCUGUUGUGACGUGAAAAAAUAAUAGCUCAGUGUAAGUAGAUGAUGUAAUAUUAGCAGAUCAGUUUGUCCAUUUUUAGUGUGUUUAAAAGAGUAGAUCAGUUAUCAGUAGAUGGGCAACUGAGCAAGAUAGCCAUUUUUUUACAAUAAUAAGGCAUUAAACAAGAAUAAUACACAGCCGGUU
Messenger RNA from Cuscuta epithymum, 4165 nucleotides. NCBI's taxonomy places the organism in Eukaryota, Viridiplantae, Streptophyta, Magnoliopsida, Solanales, Convolvulaceae. The record is from the annotation of a GenBank genome assembly.